Messenger RNA from Colletotrichum phormii, 1571 nucleotides. RefSeq lists its product as uncharacterized. The record is from RefSeq and is a predicted model, not a curated record. The transcript has 3 exons. The coding region runs from base 131 to 1312 and encodes 393 amino acids. Gene Ontology annotation, molecular function: methyltransferase activity. NCBI's taxonomy places the organism in Eukaryota, Fungi, Ascomycota, Sordariomycetes, Glomerellales, Glomerellaceae.
ACUGCAGUAUAUUCGUAGAUGUGGCAUGGUGAUACCUCGGGCAGCUGCGCCAUGAUCUAACACUACCGCAACUGGUUCCCGAAAUCACCACCGCACACCUUGAUACCGGCCCUGGCAGCGAUUCCGAGUCAUGCUACACCUUACAGUCGGCGCGAGCGCCCCUCGCCGGGCUGCCUGUAGCUUUCUGACAAUAUCUCGACGACUGGCUUCCAAUCGACCUGCGGGCCAUGGUCCAAGAGCUCCACGGCCCUACGCCUCUCGUCGUACCAAUCAACUUCCUUCGAGUCCCCCCGCUCCAAAUACUCUCGAAACAGCUGAUGCCAUCUUCAAGGCUAGGAAGAUACCUUUGCUUGCCUCCGGGGUGGUAGCUCUGGGUCUCGGGAUAUAUAUCAGCCUUUUAGCAUCCUCGUUCUAUUCUUCGAGCUGCCACAAGGACUCAGAGCCGGCGCUAGAUGCGAUUCCGACAGGGCGACCCAAUGUCUUCACCAAGGAAUCGGCCAAGAAAUUUGACCAAAGUCUCGAGGGCUCAGAGUGGUUGAUGGGCAUCACUUCUCUGCGGAAAAAGCUUGCUGUAGAGGCUUACGGACAUGUGCUUGAAGUCGCCAUGGGCACCGGCCGUAACCUUCCCUUUUACGACUGGAGUCAUGUUCUCAGCUCUCCAUCGAACUCAGCAGUCCAGGCACUUGCACCGCCAAAGCCCAACGCACAAGUAUCCAAGACCGACGUGGUACCGAUUAUCUCUUAUACGGGAGUCGACAUUUCUGGUGAAAUGCUUGGCGUCGCUGUCGAAAAGCUCGCAGAAACUGUGCCAGAGUUUUCUGGCAUCGACCCUAUAACCGAGAAGCAGACUGCGCCGUCUCCUGAUGAGUGGAGUAAUAUCUCUUACCUCUCAGGUAGACUACGAAUGUUCCGGUCAGACAUUCACAAAUAUAUUCCUCCUCCCCCUCAGCAACCUUGUCCGCAGGCUAAGUACGACUUUGUCUGUUCAACGUUUUCUCUGUGUAGUGUCCGCGACCCAGAACAAAUGGUUCGGGAUUUGGCCAGUAAAGUCAAGCCGAACACAGGCAAGAUCGUCCUCGUUGAGCAUGGUAGAGGAUGGUGGGGAUUUGUCAACGGGUUACUUGACAAGUCUGCAGCUUCCCAUUUCCAGAAAUACGGAUGCUGGUGGAAUCGAGACAUUGCUGAAAUCGUCGAGAACGCCGCAAAGUCUACACCGGGACUUCAAGUCACAAAGGUCGAUCGCCCGUACUUUACACAGCUUGGGACGACCUUGUGGAUCGAGUUGAAAGUCUCGGAUUCAAAUGUGUCUUAGACGCGACACCUGGUCUUUCAUCUACUCGCAACCGAAGAGUCAUGAUACACUCGCUGCAGUCCCAAGGUGGUCCGCAAGUUGGCGUCAACAGCUGACAUUGGGGAUUUGUACAGAAGGGGAGGUUUGUUUAUUUCAUUUCAAUCAUACCCGGCCAAAUUUUGAGCUUUUUCCUCCCGGCCUAGAUUCCCAAACACCAAGCCUGCGCAGACGUCCUUGGGACCAGCUGCCGUUACAACUGCUAAUACAAAAAAAAGACAUC